Messenger RNA from Pipistrellus nathusii (Nathusius's pipistrelle), 815 nucleotides. The record is from the annotation of a GenBank genome assembly. Lineage: Eukaryota; Metazoa; Chordata; Mammalia; Chiroptera; Vespertilionidae.
AUGGCCCGCUGCUUGGGGCCCGGGAUGCUGCUGCUGCUGCUGCUGCUGCUGAGGUCCACGAGCUCGGCCGCACGGAACCGCUGCGUGGACGCGGCCGAGGCGUGCACGGCGGACGCGCGGUGCCAGCAGCUGCGCACGGAGUACGUGGCGCGGUGCCUGGCGGGCGGCGCCGGCGGGGCCUGUGCGCGCGCCCGCUGCCGCCGCGCCCUGCGCCGCUUCUUCGCCCGCGGGCCGCCCGCGCUCACGCACGCGCUGCUCUUCUGCCCGUGCGCGGACCCCGCGUGCGCCGAGCGCCGGCGCCAGACCUUCGUGCCCGCCUGCGCCUUCUCCCGGCCCGGCCGGCCGCCGCCCUCCUGCCUCGCGCCCUUAGACGCCUGCGAGCGCAGCGGGGUCUGCAGACCCCGCCUCCUGGCCUUCCAGGCCUCCUGCGCGCCCGCCCCCCGCGCCCCCGACGGCUGCCCGCACCCUCAGGCCUCCCGCUGUCUGCGCGCCUACGCGGGCCUCGUAGGCACCGCGGUCACCCCCAACUAUGUGGACAACGGGAGCGCGCGCGUGGCGCCCUGGUGCGACUGCGGAGCCAGCGGGAAUCGGCGGGAGGAGUGCGAAGCCUUCCGGGGGCUCUUCACCGGGAACCGCUGCCUGGAUGGCGCUAUACGGGCCUUUGACAGCUGGCAGCCCCCAGCCCUGCAGGACCAUCCAGACUCCAGCCAGGACCUUGAGCACAGCCUCCUGCAGGUCUCCUCCACAGUUGGAUCCCUGAAGGGGUGCUCCCUGCUCUCCAUCUCUCUUCCCUGGCUUUCCAGACUCUGCUCUGA